Molecule: messenger RNA, 5799 nt
Organism: Lingula anatina
Lineage: Eukaryota; Metazoa; Brachiopoda; Lingulata; Lingulida; Lingulidae
Product: bifunctional heparan sulfate N-deacetylase/N-sulfotransferase
Cellular component (GO): Golgi apparatus
Molecular function (GO): heparan sulfate N-sulfotransferase activity; deacetylase activity; hydrolase activity
Source: RefSeq, a predicted model, not a curated record
GUUUUCAUCAGACGUUUCCUUACCAUACAAAUCAUAAACGAAAGUGGUGCAUGAUAUAACGAGUAGAUGUUUUCAUUAUAAAGAAUUUCUAUUAAGUAAACUCUAUACUGAGAUGACAUGUUUCCAUAAUCUUGUUCGGCAAGUGUUUUGAAAUGAAACCUCAGCUGCCUGAUUCUAAAAAGGCCCGGAUAUAGGUAUUACUUCCGGUUUACAUUGAUGACAAAAUCCUCGGAGAUUAAUGGCCGAGGUUUAGUACACCAGAAGUUAUCAAACCGCUUAUAAAGAAGACUUUAAAGAAGCAGAAAUUUCACACAGGGAGCUUGAAAAGAACUCCAGAAGGAAGUAAUUGUGGGAAAACCAGCAGUCUCCAGCAAAAGCUUGGUACAAAGAGAUUUAUUUUAGUUCUGCCCCAGAUUGCUAGAUUAGCAUGAAGUUAAGAAUGACUUACACACAGUCUGUCAUGGGGUGAAUGCACUCUUUUUUUUUGCAAAUGGAAUCUAGGACAUGAUAUAUGCAGAUGGAUUAAUCUGAUAUGGAGAAUUGAUCAAUUACAUAAAUUGAAAUAUAAAGCUGGUACUAGUACUGUUCUCCCACUCCUCAUUCCCUCUGCUUUGUGAAAGGAGAAAGAUGGAGAGAUUAAAAACUAGAUGAUUUGUGACCAUAUCAAUCUGAUGUCAGUUUUGAUAUUGAGGAGUUGUUGUUGUUGUUGUUAUUAUGCCUGGAAAACCACGACUCAGUAGUACUUCUAGUCUCCUGUGUCUCACCACUCUGCCAAGAAUAUGCCCAGUGAAAAAAUUCAAACUCACCAGACUGAUCCUUGGAGGAUCUCUGCUGCUGGGUGCAGUACUCCUCUGGUUGUCUUACAACGCCCCCUUCAGCAACAGCAAAAGUGCUGGCGAAAGAAACUCUCCCCCUGUGCCGCACCUGGAGUGCCAGGGCCGUGCACAGAGCAUCUACAGAGAUGACAUAGGCAUCCCCCCCAGGGACCAUGACUCUGACGCCAAAAUGAGGAUCAACAACCACGUCUUAGUUCUUGUGGAAACACAAUAUUCACGGCUUGGUCAGGAAAUUGUGGCCAUCUUGGAAGCAGCCAGAAUAAAAUUCCGUGUGGAGCCCACAGGGAAGUCCUUGCCUUAUCUGACGCAUAUGGACAAAGGCAAGUUUGGAGUGAUUGUCUUUGAGAACUUGGAGGCCUACACCAACAUGGACAAGUGGAAUCGCCAGCUCUUGGACAAGUAUUGUAAAGAAUACCACGUGGGUAUGAUCAUCUUUGCACCUUCCAAAGAAGAUGGUAUUCUCAGCUCCCAGGUGGAAGGGUUCCAGUUGUACAUACACACAAACCUAGUUUUAAAAGACUACAAAAUAAACCCGCACUCUAACAUUCUGCGCUUAACACGAGCUGGAGAGACAUGGCAGGGGGAUCUGCCAGAUGAGGACUGGACAGUAUUUAUCGCCAAUCAUUCAACUUACCAACCUCUGGCUUAUGCUAGUAUUCGUAUGACAGACCAUUAUUCCUAUGACAGCGUUGGGGAAGACGUGAAGCAGGUGGUUGUUCUACAAGAUCUGGGGCUCUGCGAUGGAAUACAGAGAGUUUUCUUUGGGAAUGGGUUUAAAUUCUGGCUACACAGGCUUUUAUUUUUGGAUAGUUUAUCCUAUCUCUCCCAUGGCAAGCUGAGCCUGCCUCUAGAAAGGUACAUACUUCUGGAUGUUGAUGACAUCUUUGUGGGCAGGAACGGGAUUCGGAUGCAUGCUGAUGAUGUAGAGGCUAUGGUACUGUUCCAAGAGCGAUGGCAGAAGCAGAUCCCUAAUUUCCAUUUUAAUCUGGGGUUUUCUGCUAAAUACUUCCAUCAUGGAACACCAGAGGAAGAUCUUGGAGAUGACAGGCUACUUGAGCACAAGUCUAAGUUUUGGUGGUUUGAUCACAUGUGGCAGCACACACAGCCGCAUAAGUAUAGCAAUCAGUCCCACCUUGAAGCAGACAUGGCCAAAAAUUGCAAGUUUGCUCAGGAGCGAGGUAUUCCAGUUGAGUGGAAUUAUGCCAUAGCACCACACCACUCUGGCGUGUACCCCAUCCAUGAGCAGCUGUAUGAGGCCUGGAAGAAAAUCUGGAACAUCAAGGUGACCAGCACAGAGGAGUACCCUCAUCUUAAGCCAGCCAGGCACAGGAGGGGAUUCAUACACAGGGGAAUCAAGGUUCUACCACGCCAAACCUGUGGGUUAUUUACGCACACGUUGUUUCUGAACCAGUACCCUGGUGGCAGACAGAGGCUUGAAAACAGUAUCAGAGGAGGGGACCUUUUCCAGACAAUCGUCAUUAAUCCAAUCAAUAUAUUUAUGACUCAUAUGUCCAAUUAUGGCAGUGACCGCCUGGCCCUUUACACCUUUGAGAGCGUGUUUAAGUUUGUGCAGUGUUGGACCAAUCUCAAGCUUCUCAGUGCCCCGCCCACUGUGCUGGCUGAAAAAUACUUCAGUAUGUAUCCUGAGGAGGCGGAUCCUUUCUGGCAGAAUCCUUGCGAGGAUCCACGUCACAGAGAAAUCUGGUUUAAGAACAAGACUUGCGAUCGCUUGCCAAGGUUUUUAGUUAUUGGGCCACAGAAAACAGGUACCACCGCCCUUUAUUCUUUCCUGUCUAUGCAUCCUGCCAUUACCAGCAAUGCUUGGAGCCCAGAAACAUUCGAGGAGGUUCAGUUUUUCAGUGGAAACAAUUAUUACAAGGGACUAGACUGGUAUAUGCAGUUCUUCCCUCCACCAGUCCCAGGCACAAAUAUAUCUCAGAAUUACCUUUUUGAAAAGAGUGCCAGUUAUUUUGAUAAAGAACGUGUCCCCAUGCGGGCACAUGCUUUAUUACCAAAGUCCAAGCUGAUCUGUAUACUCAUCAGCCCAGUAAAAAGGGCCUAUUCCUGGUAUCAGCAUAUGCGAGCCCACAAUGACAGCACAGCAUUAAGAUACUCAUUCUACGAGGUUGUGACAGCCAAAGAUGAUGCCCCCAAGGCUUUACGCGACCAACGCAACAGAUGUCUGGUCCCAGGGAUGUAUGCACAACAUAUCGAUAGGUGGCUGCAGUAUUAUAAUGUUAAUCAGUUACUUAUUCUGGAUGGUGAACUGCUGAAGACCAACCCUGUGAUAAUCAUGCAUAAAGUCCAGAGGUUCUUGCAUAUAGAACCGUAUUUUGAUUACUCAAUGCAUUUAAGAUAUGAUUCAAAGAAGGGUUUUUACUGUCAGGUUGUUAAUGGGGAUCACACCAAAUGCCUGGGGAGGAGCAAAGGGAGAAAGUACCCUCCCAUGGACUCUGAAUCUGAAAAAUUUUUGCAGCAGUAUUAUAAAAGACAUAAUGUAGCAUUGUCCAAAAUGCUUCACAGGCUUGGUUUAGAGACUCCUAGCUGGCUAGAGGAAGACUUACGAAACUUUGAAUAACUAUAUGGUUACUAGUCUAAUAUGGUGUCAAGAAUUGUAUGGUUACUGGUUAUAAAUAUAGAGGGCAGCACAAGCACUGGCAUGUUAGACAGUGGGACUGUUGCCUCAGUUUUGUAUGACAGGUAUUUGGAAGUUUGUAGGAAAGGUAUCAAGAAGCGAGAAAAUAUAUAUGAUAUGAUAUUAUGACAAAAGGGACAUUAUGCAAAUGUAGGUUUCACCUGCAUGUGUUAGGAAGAACAGCAAUCAUAAAAAGACAAACAAACAAAACUAACAAGGGAGUGUAAAUCUACAGUUGUAUGUUUUUAGUUGUGCCACCAUCUUGAUGUUUGGUGGCACUAUGGAUUUUGCACAGUCCCACUUCAUCUAAGCCACCAUCUAUGUCCAAGUCUGAUUUUUGUGAUUGCAGUAACUCUGAAAAAUUUCAUUUCAAAAAGGUGAAUGACUGUGGUUGAUCCUAAAGGGAUUUUUUCCCAAACAUUAGUGCAAUGACUUAGAUCUGUAUCCAAUUAUGCCUAGCAAAAUUCUCAGUAUCUCACCUACAGGGAUGUGUAGGGAAUUAUGUUUGAGUCCUAGAAAAACCCAAGCUAAUUGCAACCUUCAUCCUUAAUUUUUGUUAUUUUCAUGAAAUGGUACAGAACUUACAUGCUUUGAAGAUGUUAAGAUGCAUAUUUGCAUGUUGCCAAUAUUAGAACCUGUAUAUCUAGGUAAUUUGAAAGGAUACAGGCUAUGUUCACUAGUGUAUAGUAAAACUGGCAUGUUAAGAGAAGUCAAAUAUGGUCUCCACUUGGAAAUCUGAAACAACAGUCAUUGUGAUUUAUAGUGGCUGUAAUGGUUUUAAGGGUCAUUUGGUGCGUUUUCAGAGAUGAACACACAUUAAAAGUUAAUGGUCCACAUUUUGUGAUAUCUUUAUCUUUUUUGGAGUUGCUAUUUAAAAAUUCCAAUGACACAGGUGUAUAUUUUAAGUUUUAGGGGGGAAUAUCUUUAUUAUCACAAAGAAUGGCAUACCAUUACUAUUAAAAUUGAAUUGAAAGUGAUAAGCCAGUCAUGGAAUUUUCCUUGACUUGUUUUUUACUUGACCUUGACACCUUCUUUUAAGGGUGAAAUUUGAAUAGUGGCCAGUUUUGUAAUGCAUUUGUGUGUAUUUAGUUGAUUUUUAAUCAAUUUUUAUUUAGAUUCCAGACAAUAUAUUUAGUAAGUGGGUGUGUGUGUGAGGGGGGGGGAUAAGACAUCAGAGAUACACAGUUUUAUGUGUGGGCACUGUUAUGUGCACACAUUCCACUUGACGAUCACAAAAACAGUAGCAGCCACCUCACAUUUAAUAAAGGCCACGUAAACAAUGCAUUUUCAAAACUUAGGUUCUGUUUGAUCUCGGGUUUGGUAAAUGCCUGUAUACUGUAAUCUACAAGAUCUUGUUAAUCUUAGUCACACUGGCAUAUAGCAAUUGCCUACUUGUAUAAGUGUUGGGGCCAAAACUAUAACACCACACAGAUCUUAUUACCACAGUUUCUUUAAACCAGUGUCACAGUUUUUCUCUAAGCACCAUGGGGAAUUACAUAUGGGGCUGUAACAAUACAGGUUUGAACGUGGACAUGAUCAAGAGUGUAGCUUUAAAAGUUAUACUUUUUUGUUAUAUUCUGAACACUGCCAGAUAUUAGGCUUACUUUUUGUGAGAUAGGUUGACUCAGAUUUGUGUCAGUCUUUGUUAAAGACUGGUAUUUAAGUUCUGAUGUGAGACGGGGCCCAGGUUUGGAAAAUUCAUCUACUUCUCAAGGUCAUAGUGGUGAACUGGAUUCCUUUGGGAUUGGUGUUUCCAUAACUAAGGCUAUAGUUAAUUCUACAGUAAUAGCAACAGUAUGUGCUUGUGUAAAGUUUAAGUUGUUAAUUGUCCCACAUAUGUUAACUUGACUUGUGCCUAACUUAGAAGGUGGUGAAAUGAUGCAGGUGAAUGUUAUGUUUGGCUUUAUUGAGGUUUGAAAUGGUCUAUUGAAAUACAUUGAUAUUAGUAUGCAGCACUAUUUAUUUUUAUUAUUAUCAGUAUUUUUAUGCUUUCUUUAAAAAGUAUAGAUAAUUUUACAAUUUGGUAGUUGAACCACUUAAAAGGCAAUAUUGUGGCUGGUGGUACAUACCCAAUGGGCUCCUAGUUCUCAUGGGUCCUGCACCUCUACUUGUGUGUUGAUUGUGUAUUUGUCAGCUUUCUUGUGUAGUUAUGAUGUUUUCUGCAAAGGAAUUAUGAAGUCUUCCAAAAUCACUGCAAGUCCCAGUAAGAUAAUUAUAAUUCACAAAUACAUUGGCUUUGAUUUUUGUAUGCAAAUGUCUGAUAAUUUGUACAUAGCAGUACUGUAACUGUUUAGGGAAAGUGUGAUUUCCCUUGUUUUUAUGAGCUAU